UUAGAUGGCGCGGUCGUCGGGAGUUUUGACGUCACUUACCAAAAUUUCAACACACUUUGCUUGUGCGUUCGUUUGGUUGGUUUGGGUGUGCAACUGUCUGAGAGAAGUCCCGUGCAAGUUUACUUCGAAAUAUGGCUGGAUAUAGUGAAGAUCAACUUGCUGACUUUCAAGAAGCAUUUCAACUUUUUGACCAAAAGGGGGAUGGUUGUGUCCAAGUAUCUCAAAUUGGUGACAUCUUACGUGCUUUGGGGCAAAACCCAACAGAGUCAGAUGUAAAGAAAUUGACCCACAACCACCGUCCAGAGGCACGUGUUAAUUUUGAGGUGUUCUUGCCAAUCCUUCAAGCCAUCUCCAAAAAUCGUUCAGCAGAUACAGCAGAAGAUUUUAUUGAAGGCUUGAGGCAUUUUGAUAAGGAUGGCAAUGGUUAUAUUUCAUCUGCAGAACUCAGGCAUCUUCUUACAACAUUGGGUGAGAAAUUGGCUGAUGAUGAAGUUGGGGAACUUUUGAAUGGUCAUGAAGAUUCGCAAGGCAACGUCAACUACGAAGAGUUCGUUCGUGCCGUAAUGAGCGGUUAGAUCGGAGAUUAUACGACUUAUUUCAUAUUUUCAUAUUACCCCAGUCCUCAAUUUAAUAAAUUCACCCAAUUUCUGGUAAAAUAAAAAAUCCAAAAGAUAUAAAACGAACAAAAACAUUCUCCUUUUGGUAUACUUACGUUCUGUUACAAUAACAUUAAUUAUCCUUACUUUCCUCUUCGCAUCUGUUUUUAGACCUUGUCUGUCUGGUGUGUAUUGCAGUGCCUUUUUCAUCAUAAUAUUACCGCACAUUCCACAAUACACUUUGCGCUUCCUGAA
Molecule: messenger RNA, 851 nt
Organism: Daphnia magna
Lineage: Eukaryota; Metazoa; Arthropoda; Branchiopoda; Diplostraca; Daphniidae
Gene: Mlc-c
Product: myosin-2 essential light chain
Exons: 5
Coding region: 132-575 (147 amino acids)
Cellular component (GO): myosin II complex
Molecular function (GO): myosin heavy chain binding; calcium ion binding
Source: RefSeq, a predicted model, not a curated record